AUGCCAACUUUAGAUGCUCCUGAAGAGAGGCUGAGAAAAUUUAAGUACCGAGGCAAAGAUGCGUCUAUGAGGCGGCAACAGCGGAUGGCAGUCAGCCUGGAGCUCCGGAAGGCCAAGAAAGAGGAGCAGGCCUUAAAGAGAAGAAAUAUCACCAAUUUCUCCCCUGACCCAGCUUCUGGACAACUAACCAAAGGGGUACAUUGGCAAUGUGGCGUCAGCCUUACCCUGCAAGAAAUAAUCAAUGGUGUGAAUGCCUCAGAUCCAGACCUAUGUUUCCAGGCCACCCAGGAAGCCAGGAAAAUGCUGUCCCAGGAAUGGAACCCUCCUCUAAAACUGAUUGUUAAAGCAGGGCUCAUUCCCAGGCUGGUGGAGUUCCUGAAGUUGUCACCUCACCCCUGCUUGCAGUUCGAGGCAGCCUGGGCUCUGACCAACAUUGCUUCCGGGACUUCAGAGCAGACUCAAGCUGUUGUGGAAGGUGGGGCCAUUCCACCUUUGGUUGAGCUCCUGUCUUCCCCCCACAUGACUGUGUGUGAACAGGCAGUGUGGGCUCUUGGUAAUAUAGCAGGUGAUGGCCCAGAAUUCAGAGACCUCGUUAUCUCGAGCAAUGCCAUUCCACAUCUGCUGGCCCUCGUUUCAUCAACCAUACCAAUCACAUUUAUGCGGAACAUCACGUGGACCUUGUCCAACUUGUGCCGAAACAAGAACCCUUACCCUUCUGUGAAAGCUGUGAAGCAGAUAUUGCCUGUCCUGUCCCACCUCCUGCAGCACCAAGACAGCGAGGUUCUCUCGGACACCUGCUGGGCCCUGUCCUACCUCACUGAUGGCUCCAACGAGCGCAUCAGCCAAGUGGUCAACAUGGGGGUCCUGCCCAGGCUGGUCCAGCUCAUGACCAGCUCAGAGCUCAAUGUCUUGACCCCCUCCCUCCGCACCGUGGGGAACAUCGUCACAGGAACGGAUCACCAGACCCAGGUGGCCAUCGACGCGGGCAUGCUGAACGUGCUGCCUCAGCUCCUGAUGCACCCCAAGUCCUCCAUCCAGAAGGAGGCAGCUUGGGCCUUGAGCAACGUGGCUGCAGGGCCUCACCAGCACAUCCAGCGGCUAAUAGCUUGCGGCAUGCUGCCUCCUUUGGUGGCUUUGCUGAAAAACGGAGAAUUUAAAGUCCAGAAAGAGGCUGUGUGGACCGUGGCUAACUUCACAACUGGAGGCACCAUAGACCAGUUGAUCCAGCUUGUCCACGCUGGCGUCCUGGAGCCACUGGUGAAUCUGCUUACCAUCCAAGACACCAAAAUUGUUAUCAUCAUCCUUGAUGUUAUCUCUUUUAUCCUCCAGGCAGCGGACAAGCUUUCAGAGAAGGAAAACCUGUGUCUUCUGAUAGAGGAAAUGGGUGGCAUUGAUAAAAUUGAGGCUUUGCAACUUCAUGAGAACCCUCAGGUUGCCCUGACUGCUUUGAACAUUAUCGAGAACCAUUUUUCUGAGGAAGAAGAAGAAAGUGGCACGGUAUUACCAGCCCUGGACCAAGAUCAUGAAUUCUUAAACCGCUUAACAAAACAAUACCAAGACCCCACGAGUCCUAAACCAAGGAGCAAACCCUAAUGGGUAACUGCUUUAAGAACCUUCUGUGUCUUGGCAUG
This is a messenger RNA of Callorhinus ursinus (northern fur seal), 1631 nucleotides long. The record is from RefSeq and is a predicted model, not a curated record. Lineage: Eukaryota; Metazoa; Chordata; Mammalia; Carnivora; Otariidae.